AUGUUUAAGCUGUGUCACACCAAUUGCACCUGCCAAGACUAUCUACCUGACCAUAUCUGGAAGACCAACAGCCUAUAG
Lachancea nothofagi CBS 11611 is the source of this 78-nucleotide messenger RNA. Lineage: Eukaryota; Fungi; Ascomycota; Saccharomycetes; Saccharomycetales; Saccharomycetaceae. The record is from the annotation of a GenBank genome assembly.